Messenger RNA from Teleopsis dalmanni, 2316 nucleotides. RefSeq names its product esterase B1-like. Lineage: Eukaryota; Metazoa; Arthropoda; Insecta; Diptera; Diopsidae. Bases 255 to 1949 code for a protein of 564 amino acids. The record is from RefSeq and is a predicted model, not a curated record. The transcript has 5 exons.
GUAUUGGUGUUUUUUUUGUUUUGUUAUUUUGUUAUUGCUAUUAAACCAAAAGUAAAUUUAUUUUUACAAAAAAGGCGUUCGUGUGCUGGCACACUUAAGUGUAGUUUUAUAUUUGUUUGUGAAAGUAAAUUGCUAAGAUACUAAUUAAAAACUGUUAAAUAUUAAAAAUAAAUUGUGGUGAAAAGUGGCGCAGUAGGUGAGAAGGUGCCGUUAGUGUAAUUAUAGCAAAGUAAUUGCUCUAUAUUUUGUUUAAAAUGAGCAGUAUGCGCUUAAGAGACUGGUUCAGUCUGAUUUACAGAAUCCUGGAAUACAAAUAUGAACAGAGAAAGUUGACCACAUCUAUAUACACUACUGUUAAAACUCAAAAAGGUGCUAUUAAAGGAGUUAAACGUUUGUCAGAUUGGGGUGAUGCAUAUCACAGUUUCGAAAAAAUUCCCUAUGCUAAGCCUCCGAUUGGUGAGUUACGUUUUCGUGCGCCAGUACCAGCGGAACCAUGGACAACAGUUUUGGACUGCACUGGCCCUGCAGAAAAACCCAUACAGUCAAAUAUGAUUUUUAGAAAAUAUAAAGGCUCGGAAGAUUGUUUGUAUCUUAAUGUUUUUACAAAAGAUCUUACGCCCGAAAAAUUACGCCCAGUUAUGGUUUGGAUUUAUGGUGGUGGUUUUCAAAUUGGUGAAGCUACACGUGACAUGUACAGUCCAGAUUUUUUUAUGUCUAAAGAUGUUGUUCUAGUGACUAUUGCAUAUCGUUUGGGUCCUUUCGGUUUUCUUAGCAUAGAUGAUCCAGCAGUUAAUGUGCCAGGCAAUGCCGGUAUUAAAGAUCAGAUACUCAGUCUUAAAUGGGUUCAAGAAAAUAUUUCUGCUUUUGGUGGUGAUCCAAAUAAUGUUACACUUUUCGGUGAAAGUGCUGGUGGUGCUUCUACACAUUUGUGCUUAUUAAGCGAACAAUCGAGGAAUUUAGUACAUAAAGCUAUAAUAAUGUCCGGUAGUGCUUUAUGCCCGUGGGCAAAUCCACCACGAAACAAUUGGGCACUACGUUUAGCGCAACAAUUGGGUUAUGAUGGUGAUGAAGGAAAGGAUGUUGAAAUAUAUAAAUAUUUGCUUAAUGCUAAAGGCCCUGACAUGGUUUCGGCUGCAGGUUUGGUGUUAAAAAAAGAAGAAAAGCAUUAUCGUACUUUAUUUGCAUUUGGUCCAACUGUCGAACCGUAUAUAACAAGUCAAUGUGUUAUAGCAGAGAAACCUUAUGAGUUAAUGAAAAAAACAUGGAGUAAUCAAAUACCGAUAAUGAUCGGUGGUACCAGUUUUGAAGGAUUAUUAUUCUAUCAAGAAGUAACACGCCGUCCUGCUACUUUAUCGGAAGUUAACGGCUGCAAAAAUGUGUUACCUGGUGAUAUAGAUUUUACGAAUAACGAGGCUAAAGCUGAAGAAUUUGGACAACGACUAAAAUCGGCAUAUUUUGGUGAUGCAGAUUGCAACGCAAACACCAAAAUGGAAUUUUUGGAGUUGGAAUCCUAUCGUGAGUUUUGGCAUCCCAUUUAUCGUACUGCUUUAGCGCGACAAUUACAUAGUACUGCACCUACUUAUGUCUACCGAUUCGAUUAUGAUUCGAAGUCGGGUAAUGGCGUACGUAACAUACUUUGCGGUCCAGAUUCACGCGGUGCUUGUCAUGGAGAUGAUUUAUGUUAUAUCUGGCGGACUAUGAUAUGUAACCGAUUAGUAAAAAAUACACCAGAAUAUGAAGUAGCACGUUCCAUGAUCGACAUAUGGACUAGUUUUGCAACAAAUGGUGAUCCGAAUGGUGAAACACUGGAAAAUGUGAUAUUCGAGCCACUGACUAGAGAUGAAAAUAUGAAAUGUUUAAAUAUUUCGGAGAAAAUGGAAUUUAUUGAUUUACCUGAACUAGAAAAACUAAAAGUAUGGAAUAGUUUCUAUCCACAGGGAAAAUUAUAGAGGCUUCAAAUCUCUUACAAUAUCUUUUGCGUAUAUGGGACAUUCAAAAGACUACCUCAGUGCUAGAUUUUAAGUAUGGAAUUUAUUAAAAGCAGUUGUGGAAAAUGUUUUGAUAUACGUUAUGUCUAUUAAAACUUUUGUAUUUGACAUUUUAUAAUUGUUUUUAAAAAUAUUUCUGAAAUCGCGGUUCUUUUAAACUUAGCUACAUAUUUUUUUAUUAUUGUCCAGACUUUAUGGACUGUAAGUCCAUUGUCCAUGGUGUUUGUUAAACUAAUUUUAGUUGUUGGCUGUUUGUAAAUAUGUUUUAUAUAUGAAAAUAUUUUAUUUUUCAUUGCCCAUUGUUGCUAUGAAACACUAUAUCUAUGUA